AUGAUGACAUUCUUCCUACAGACGUUUCUUCUAGCUUGCUUUGUGGCUACUAUACAGACCAAGAUCUAUGGUCGCUGUGAGUUGGCUCAUGUGUUGAAGAAGAAUGGGAUGGAUGGAUAUGAAGGUUACAGCCUAGCCAGUUGGAUCUGCAUGGCAUUUUAUGAAACUGGCUUUGACACCAAAACCAUUGAUCGGCACAAAGGUGGCACCAAAGACUAUGGCAUCUUCCAUAUUAACAGUGGUUUGUGGUGUAAAGAAAACAAUGCCUUAUCAAAGGCCAUUUGUGAUGUAGCAUGCUCAGAUUUGCUGAAUCCGGAUCUUGAAGAUGACAUCAACUGUGCCAAACUGAUUGUGCAAGACGCUAGUGGCAUGGCUGCCUGGAAACAGUGGAAAAAGCACUGUGAAAACCAAGAUAUGAGAAAGUGGAUAAAAGGGUGUAAGGUUUGA
Messenger RNA from Ahaetulla prasina, 447 nucleotides. RefSeq names its product lysozyme C-1-like. Bases 1 to 447 code for a protein of 148 amino acids. Gene Ontology annotation, molecular function: lysozyme activity. The record is from RefSeq and is a predicted model, not a curated record. Lineage: Eukaryota; Metazoa; Chordata; Lepidosauria; Squamata; Colubridae. The transcript has 4 exons.